This is a messenger RNA of Acanthisitta chloris (rifleman), 1002 nucleotides long. RefSeq lists its product as uncharacterized. The annotation marks the transcript as partial. Lineage: Eukaryota; Metazoa; Chordata; Aves; Passeriformes; Acanthisittidae. The record is from RefSeq and is a predicted model, not a curated record. Gene Ontology annotation, molecular function: protein binding. The transcript is spliced from 4 exons.
AAAGCCUUGUGUGAAUACUCCAACUGCUUGCUACUCUUACCUCCCAGCAACAUUGCAAUGAGACGAGAUGUCCAAGAGGGCCAGGCUCGGUGUUUAUCUCGCUUAGGAAGGCACAAGGAGGCUCUGGAUAUUGCAGAAAAAAUGAGAAACAGUGCUACUAACACAGAUCACUUAACCACGGUUCUCAACCUGCAGUUUGCCAUUUACCAGGGCCUGCAAAACGUAGAAGAAAAGAUCAGGUGUCUGCAGCAACUGAUCUGCUUACAUCCUUUCAACCCCUGGUACUGGAAGUUACUUGCUGAAGCUUAUAUGAGCCUUUUACAGAACUUUUCUCCAUUAGUCAUUCCAGAAGCAUGUCUAAGUCAGUCUGAAGAGGUUGGUGUCAGUGAUAGUAGUUUCAAAACAUCGACUGAAAGAGAGGUUAAUUUGCAGCCUUACAGAUCAGAUGGCCAGAAAGAAGGUCCUUGGUCCGGCCUUGCUGCAGAAACAAAGGGGGAGAAUACAGUGACUUGCAGCAGCAGCCAAGUGAUGAAAGAAUUCCUCUGUGCUUCAGAAGAACUGGAAAGGGUGGACGAAAGGGAGUGCAGAGAUUCUGAGUCCUGGAAGCAGAACAUGUCGAAGAAAGCUGGGAUAAAGGCAUGUGCCUCAUUUAUUAGAGCAAGGCUUUUACUUCAGCUUAUUGAGUCGCAACAGUCGUCCUUUGUGCUAGAGAGUAACAGGAAAGGUCAAGAAGACAUUGAUGACAAAGUGGCACGACUAGGUUUCGAUGAAGACUCUUUGCUGUUGAUGACCAAGGUUAUGGAACAGGAUCUCAUACCAGAAAAACUGAAAGAGGAGUUUCAAGGUGAGGUAAAAUGCAUAGGCCCUUCAGCAUUGUCAUCAUUGGUAACUGCUUCAGCCACAGAAUUUGAAAUCAAAUGGUUCAGUACUCUCCAAGAUGAUUUGUGCCACUUUGACAGACAAUUCUAUUCAGAUACAUAUCUCCCACCUUCAGUAACUUAA